Molecule: messenger RNA, 611 nt
Organism: Prunus avium (sweet cherry)
Lineage: Eukaryota; Viridiplantae; Streptophyta; Magnoliopsida; Rosales; Rosaceae
Product: protein SEED AND ROOT HAIR PROTECTIVE PROTEIN-like
Cellular component (GO): cell periphery
Source: RefSeq, a predicted model, not a curated record
UAUUAGCAAGCAUACCUCAAAAGUCGCUGACAAUAUACCCGAUGGCUUUUAACCGUUUCUUCUAUGCAACCUCUUUGCUAGUCUUGGCACUAGCGGCAGUGCUGCUGAUUACGCCUUCUUCUGCUGCUAGCAGUAAUCACUAUGAUGAGAUGAACCUACAAUCAACCAAAUCCAUUUUGGGCAUUCAAGGCCUUGUUUAUUGCAAAUCAGGCCCUAAAGUUAUCCCUCUCGAAGGGUCGGUGCCCAGGAUAACAUGUGAGGCUGUGGACGAAUAUGGGAUGGAAAGUGCCCCCAUCACCAUCUUGAGCGAUGCAACUGAUGCCAAGGGUUAUUUCUUUGCAACACUUUCUCCUUAUGAGAUUCAAAAUCACAAGAAGCUCACUCAGUGCAGGGCCUUUCUCGAACUCUCUCCAUUGGAGUCUUGUAACGUUCCCACAGACUUGAACAAUGGAAUAACUGGUGCUGUGCUUGCUUCAUAUCGCCUCCUCCACGACCACGACAAGAACAUAAGGCUUUAUACUGUAGGCCCUUUCACCUUCACAUCAUCCUAAUACUAUCAAUGGAAUAAGUGGUGCUGGGUUUGCAGCCCACGAAACAAGAAGAAGAACAAA